UUCAAUAUGAACGAAACAGAUGGUGAAAUUGAUCAAUUCGAUGAAAGCCAAUGCGAAUUAGUAAAAUAUGUAAUUUUACAAAAAGAAAAACUAGAUGGAGAUAUACAAUUUACAUCUAUUGAGUUGCAUACAACAGUUGGGAUUCCAUUGGUUCUUCAGGGCCAAUCAAUCACAAGGUCAAAGGCCAGUCCUUAUAGGUAUAGAGUCUACACUCACCAAGGCACCGUGUCUGAUACAAAGGAUGAGAAUUCAGGAAUCAAGAAGAGUUAUUUAGCAAAAACUGGUCCAGAGGCUUUGAAGAUCUUCCAAGAGCAACAUGAUAUAUGGACAUCUAAAUCUCAUAACAUGACAAAAACUAAAGUAAUGCUUUCGCGAUGGCUGGGAUCCAAUGUUCUCACGAAGCGCCUACUUGAGUCUCAAGCAUCCAAAGGAGAAGUUUCUUCUGAAGUAGCCCACCUUGCUGAUAAUCUAUGGAAGGAAUCGAUGGGAGAACUUUCUCAAGUUCUUACAGUUCCUGUGAAAUCUAUUCCUAUAGGGAAGGUCGAGAAAGCCGAGUCUGUUCUUUUACAGAUCAAGCGCGCCCUCCUCGACAAGGAAAGCAAGGAUGAAUCUGUCAUCCAUGGACUGAGUGAGCAGUUUCAUGAACUAAUACCACACAAGGCUGAGUGCAGAAAUGAUCUUACUAAUAUGAAAAUGGUUGCCAUCAAACAGGACCUCUGCCAGCUAAUCCAAGACGUGAUUAAUGUGAAUGAAGCACUGGGAUGGAAGAAGCAACCCUCAUCUAAGUCUAAGUACCGGGCAAUGAGGUGUUACAUUGAGAGCUUAGAUACAGAUCAUCCUGAAUACAAGAAGGCUGAAGAACUCGUCAUGAGCAGCUCACAACCAAUCGAUCACAUGGUUUCGAUUCAACGAAUCUUUGCAAUCAAUCGAGCCCUCGAUGAAUUCAAAUUCAAUCGAACGAUUGGGAAUGAAAGACUGCUCUUCCAUGCAUCGAAAGCUUGCAACUUCCUCGGAAUCCUCUCACGUGGUAUUCUGCUACCAAAGAUCGUGGUCGAGAUGUUUGGUAUCGAUCGUUGGGAUGCAGGGAUGCUUGGGAGUGGAAUCUAUUUCGGAGAUUGUAUGAGUACUUGUUCAAAGUACUCCACACCUGGUAAGUUUACAGGAACACGCUUCUUAGCAAUCAACAACGUAGCCCUUGGGAAAAUGAAGGAUAUCUAUGAGAAGAGGACAGAUAUUGAGUGUGCACCUGAAGGAUUUGAAAGCGUUCAUGGUGUUAGGAAGACUGAGCAAAAUGAAUCCUUCUUUGUGGACGAUGAGUAUGUGGUUUACCAAGCCAACCGACACUGUCUUCGCUACCUCGUUGAGUUCAAGUUGAUAGAAAGAAAUUCAGAUGAUACAGACAAUCAGUCUGCUUCAGCAUCCCAAGUCUCAAUCAGUGAUGACAGUAGCGGUGAUGAUACGGACUCUGAUGAUAACAAUGAUGACGAAAUAGACAUCCUUGAUGUGCAAGGAAUGGUGUAUCCUGAAGCCAAGGUCAAGGCAGGUCUUAAUACAACAGGUGAAGGUCAAGUUGAAUUAGAAGCUGUUCAUGUCAGGGCAUCAAUCAUUGACCUGGCAGCAGAGGUAAUUGUUCUGCAGAAGUACCGAAACAUUGGUGAGCAGACUGCGGAAACCCGUUACGUCUUUCCUCUUGAUGAGCGAGCAGCUGUUUGUGGAUUCGAUGCCUAUAUCAAUGGCAAACACGUCAUCGGGAUAGUAGAGGAGAAAGAACAAGCGCGGAAGUCAUAUGACAAAGCUAAAGAACAAGGACAUGGGGCUUACCUCAUGGAAGAAGAGGCAGCGAAUGUCUUUGCAAUCACCGUUGGGAAUCUACCUCCUGGCUCAUGCGUUGUCAUCUCGGUUCGAUACGUUACUGAGCUGGUAGUCGAGGGUGACCGUAUUGCAUUCAAUCUACUUGGAAGUGUAGCGCCAUGGAAGAAGAAAGAAAUUCUGAUGGGCUCUGUUGAUGAAAAGGGUGACGCAGUAGAUGGCGUCGUCGAAAACAAGCAAAAUAGGAGUGAAUCUUUCAUGGCCAAGGUUGAAAUGCCCUCUAGGAUUAGAAGCAUCCACUGUCCUACUCACUCAAUUAAGGUUCAGAAAAAGGAUGAGAAACUUCUCGAGAUAGCUAUGUGUGAUGGUGAUAAACUGGUGGAUGGUCUGCAGCUAUUGGUUGAGAUGGAUAACGCACAUAAACCACGAAUUUGGCGGGAAACACUUCCUGAUGAUCAUAGCAGACAGGCGUGCAUGGUGGUAUUUUAUCCGGAGUUUCCUGUGACAACUAUAGAGAACCCUGAAGUAGUCAUCAUGUUAGAUCGUUCGACAUCCAUGAAAGGACAACCAAUGAAUGAUGCUAAGAAGUUGGUGCAUAUGGUAUUAGAAAGCCUUCCUCCACAGAGCCGUUAUAACCUUGUCGUUUUUGGAAAUGAUUUCGAUGAGUUAUACCCAACUAGCGUCUUAGCAACUGAUGAGAACAUCAAACACACUGAAUCGUUUUUGAUGACGGUAACUUGGGAGCGUGGAGCUACAGAGGUUUGGAGGCCAUUGAGAGCUAUGUCUCUUCUCUCAUCUAGCGAUGUUCGUCUUACCAGCAACGGAUUUCUUAUCUCUGAUGGCCACGUGACAAAUGAACAAGAUACGCUCUUAGAAGUAGCGAGUAAUCGCCAAAUCAAUCGCCUCUUCACAUUCGGAGUCAGUUCUGAAUCAAACCGUCACGUUUUACGUACUCUAGCUGAUACAGGAGGUGGAGCUUAUGAACAAUUCGAUCCCAGGAGCAAAUCUACUUGGGAAGCAAAGGUUCAAUCACAAGUGAGGCGUUCUUGUCAGCCUGCAGCCACGUCAAUCAAAGUCAACUGGAUCUCAACAAAGGGUGAUGCACCAAUACAUUUGACAAGGAAGGAGAUAGUUCAAGCCCCUUCCCAGAAUGCAUCACUAUUCACAGGAACGCGAUUGGUCCUUUAUGCCAUGGGUCCAGAGGUUUCCAAGGUGGAACUAGAAGCAGAGAUUGAAGGAAGAACUGAAUGUUUUGAAGUAUCAGCCGACGAAACAUCUUCAGCGAAAGGGUUGACUCUACAUCGUUUGGCCACUCGAGGAAUCGUUAGAGACUGGGAGCUUGGUUCUGUCCAUGCAAACAGACUGGAGAAUGAUGCCAUGAUGGAUGAUGUAAGAAUACAUCUUGUUAAACUAGGAGUUGAGUUUAACAUCGUAUCUCCUCUCACCAGCUUUAUCGCCAUAGAGAAGAGAGAUGAGGAGGACGAGAAUAUGGAUACCGACGGACCGUCGCUGACUACUAUCUUAGAAGGAUUGUGGCCAACGUCUUACAACACGAGCUCACCUUGGAUAAUACAGGAUGCAUCAACAGGAAUAGAAACGAGCUGCAGUAUGACCCAAGUGAAUGAGACAUUGACCCGUGCGAGCAGUGCGCAAAGUUCAUUCUCCUUUGUUACUGCUGAACAUCAAUACAAACAAGCUUGGAAACUUGCUACUGAUUCCUUUGAACCACUUCAUCCAGCCGUUCAGAAGGCGUGUCUUGCUUUAGCACAAUUUCAUCUUCGAGUAAAGGGCGAAGUACAAGAGGCACACAAGGUGUUAUUUGAUUGUAUGCACGAGAGCGAUGGACUACCCAAUACUGAUCUCGACCGGAAACUAACUAACAUGGCAAAGAUAUGCAAAAAUCUACUAAACAAGGAAGACCUUAAGACGUGGAAAGACCAAAAGCAAGCGGUGGAAAUGGGAACUUCUAUCAGCACAUGUGAUGAAUUAGAAUCUGAGUCUCUGGUUCUCGAAGAAGAAAUAAUUGUUCCUGAGGAAGAGACUGUUGUCAUGAGUUCCCCUCCUAUAGAUCAAGGUUUAGAAGUCAUAGCCGUGGAGGAGGUGAAAUCUAUGCCAUUAUUUCUCGAGGAAGAAACAUACUACGAAGCUUCAUGUGAUGUCUACGAGACGGUGGAGGAAAUAACAGUUUAUCAUCCAGUAUUAUUGAAAGCAGCUCCAGAGCAGGCAGCCCAAGAGUUACCCAUCAUGCAUGAAAUUAAAUCAGUCAGUAAAGAAUCUUACAUUGCAGAACAUGCUGAGAUAAUCGAAUGUAUCGAGCCAUCAGAAAAAAUGGAGUUACGAGCUGAGUCACCCGUGAUGUUGGAGGCAAGACGAGCUCCUUCACCAGUGAUGUUGGAGGCAAGACGAGCUCCUUCACCAGUGAUGUUGGAGGCAAGACAAGAGCUAUCACCAGUGAUGUUGGUGGCAAGACGAGAGCUAUCACCAGUGAUGUUGGAGGCAAGACGAGAGCCAUCACCAGUGAUGUUGGAGGCAAGACGAGCUCCUUCACCAGUGAUGUUGGAGGCAAGACGAGCUCCUUCACCAGUGAUGUUGGAGGCAAGACGAGAGCUAUCACCGGUGAUGAUGGAGGCAAGACGAGAGCCAUCACCAGUGAUGUUGGAGGCAAGACGGGAGCCAUCACCGGUGAUGUUGGAGGCAAGACGAGCUCCUUCACCAGUGAUGUUACAGCGUGAUGAAUCUCCCGUGCUCAUGAUGCGCGAAUCAGCCAAACUUUCAUACGCAUUGGCAGAACAUGACGAGAGAGUCCAAUUACAGCGUAUUGAGCCAGUAGAAAUGGAGUUACGAGCUGAGUCACCCGUGAUGUUGGAGGCAAGACGAGCUCCUUCACCCGUGAUGAUGGAGGUAAGACGAGAGCCAUCACCAGUGAUGUUGGAGGCAAGACGAGAGCCAUCACCAGUGAUGUUGGAGGCAAGACGAGAGCCAUCACCAGUGAUGUUGGAGGUAAGACGAGCUCCUUCACCCGUGAUGAUGGAGGUAAGACGAGCUCCUUCACCAGUGAUGUUACAGCGUGAUGAAUCUCCCGUGCUCAUGAUGCGUGAGGUUCAAUCAGUCCAGCUCUCAUACGCAACAGCCGUGGCAGAACCUGUUGAGACAGUCCAACUAGAGCUGGAACUACGAGCCAAAUCACCCGUGAUGUUGGACGAAAUACGAACGCCGUCACCGGUGAUGUUACAGCGUGCUGAAUCUCCUGUGUUAAUGAUGCGUGAUGCUCAAUCAGCACAGCUUUCAUAUGAAAUGGCAAAACCUGUUAAGACAGUCCAAUUAGAGCCUAUUGAGUCAGAAGAACUGGAACUACGAGCCGAAUCACCCAUGAUUUUGGAUGCGGUACGACCUGUGUCACCGUUGUUGUUGGAGGCAAGAAGAGCCCCGUCACCAGUGAUGUUGGAAGCAGUCCAAGAAGUGAAAAUGUCACUAGCAAGUGCUGUUGCGGAACCCAUUGAACGACUACAUGUUGAAAGCAGAGAUGAGGAGUUAGAAGAGAUUGAGGUCCGUGCUUCAUUACUUGAUCAGAUAUUUGAGACGGUUCGAUCGACCAAGUUACAUGAUGACGUUCAAGAUCAUGUUGAGAAGCUACGACGGAUGCCUGAUGCCUGUGCUCCCUACAAAUCGUAUCUGGCGACUUCUCCCAAAGACAAAAAAGAUGAGAGUGUGAACGACGAGAAGAAGGUUGAUGGGGUUGUGAAUGAUCAAGAUAAACCAGGAAUUGAAACAAUGAGGCGUUUGCUAAAGAUAUCACAAGAGGAUAAUGACGGAUGGUGGACAUGGAACCUCAACGAUUUGGAGACAGAAUUCGGAGUUGAUUGCAGAGCUAUUACUGCAGCUCUUCAUAACCCUAAAGACAGCUUCUGCUUGGUUGACAGUUUAGUGGACAAAUGGAUGUCAUCGAUGGAUGAAAUCAAGACGAUUGUAGCAUCGGCUCUAGUGCUGUCUAUUUUUGAUACAUGGGUAUCACGGGUAGAAUUCAUGGUUUCUAUACUGAUGAAAGAUGACCCUGAAAUUCUCUUUAUUCCUGCUCAAAUACAAGAGUGGUUUAAGCAUUGCUUACCCAUUGAUGUCAUUCAGUUACACACUAUGGCCUUUGGCGAAUCAUCCACCUGGUCUUCAAUCCUGGAGCGAUUUCCACCUGAUGUCAUCGAGGAUGUUAUACGGCCUAUCAGGAAUUGCAUGAUCAAUACUCGUUAAAACGGAAAACCGGCAUCAUCUUCAAUGUUAAAAAAAAGUUGGUUUUAUUUUAAAGAAAUAUACGACUACCUCUCGCCAUUUUCGAUACACAGUGGUAAAUUUUGACGUUAUAGAUAUAUCUUUCUAUGUGAAUAUGGUGCCUUCAUUGAAUCCAAUUAAUCGUGAAAUGAAAAUGAUCAACCAAUUCCCCAACUAUAUUAUGUACAUGAGAAUACAUGAGCCCGAGGAAAGGGUUGUGUCAGAGGUUUUUUUUCCCCUGUUUGUGAGUAGCUCACGGUGCCCUCUAAAAUACCUUAGUUUGUAAAUUUCACUCGAUUCGAUUGUACGUGUUUAUUUUAUGAUUCUGCAACAUAGCUUCAUGAUUUCAUGUAUGAAUAUCUACAAUCCAGAAUGUGACAUGCCAUUAUUCGUAAAAUAUUACCAGUAUUGAUAUAAUGUACACGUUUAUAAUCAUAAUGUUAAACAAAGGUAAUUGAGAUGGAUCUUGUUUAUAUAUAAUUAAAAAAUAUAAAUUUGUAAGAGUUACAUAUCUUAUCUCCAAGUAAAGUAAAAAAGAUAUUGACAGGUUUUUUUAAUAUCUAAAUUUUAUAUACCCUCACUUGCCAUAUGUAUUUUCCCAUUUAGAUAAUGAAUAACGUUUUACACAUUUUAUUGCAUAUGUAAAGAAGUGAGUUUUAUCUGCUAUGUGGUACAUGAUGUGAUGUCUUUUCAUCACGUACAACUCAUUAACGUGUCAAGAAAGAUUUUUUCAUACCGAAAUUACGGCCACACUGUAUUUGAUUGUAGAGAAAACAACAACACCGCAGCAAUAAAGAAAGUUAAUUUACCCCAAAAAUAAAAGAUUCGUGUAAAUGGUACGAUAUAUUUUUGGCAAAUGAGGGUAUAUUGUUUGUUAAGAGGAACCAUGUCAGUUACACAGCAAAAAACCAAGAGCUAAUUUAGCUCUUAAAGAGCGUAUAUAGUGACUACACUUCGGAGUGCUGAUUUGUCUAGUUCAAAUUUGAACGAGAAAAAUCAGCACUCCGAAGUGCAGUCACUAUACACGCUCUUUAAGAGCUAAAUUAGCUCUUCGUAGCUCUUCGUUUUUUAGAGUAUAUGCAGGAAAAAAUGAAAUAUGCUCACCGUCAAGGAUAGAGAUAAUCAACAAAAUAAACGAAGAAUAUUCCACUUUUACUAGUUUCUUUUGAUCUUC
Lytechinus pictus (painted urchin) is the source of this 7243-nucleotide messenger RNA. RefSeq names its product protein mono-ADP-ribosyltransferase PARP4-like. Bases 7 to 6051 code for a protein of 2014 amino acids. The transcript has 27 exons. The record is from RefSeq and is a predicted model, not a curated record. Gene Ontology annotation, molecular function: NAD+ poly-ADP-ribosyltransferase activity. Gene Ontology annotation, cellular component: cytoplasm. NCBI's taxonomy places the organism in Eukaryota, Metazoa, Echinodermata, Echinoidea, Temnopleuroida, Toxopneustidae.